AUGCUGAUAUCAUUCCUACCAGUCAAUCUCGCACUCUCAUUUGCCCGCCGUGGCAUCAAGGCUGGUAUUCUCGACACUGAUAUAUUUGGCCCUUCAAUCCCGACUCUGCUCAAUCUCUCCGGCGAACCCCGGCUAGAUGAAAACAACUGUCUUGUGCCUCUCACAAACUAUGGGCUGAAGUCCAUGUCAAUGGGCUAUCUUCUUCCUCAGACGCAAUCAGACAGUACAACAGGCGAGGUCCCAAUGGACUCAACACCCAUUUCCUGGCGCGGACUCAUGGUGACAAAAGCCAUGCAACAGCUCCUCCACUCCGUCUCAUGGGGUCCAUUGGACGUCCUAAUCCUCGAUCUGCCCCCAGGAACUGGAGACGUACAGUUAACAAUUAAUCAAGAAGUCAUCAUUGACGGGGCGGUAAUCGUCUCAACCCCCCAAGACAUUGCCCUUCGCGAUGCAGUUCGCGGAAUCGGCAUGUUCCAGCGUAUGGAAGUACCUGUCCUCGGAAUGGUCCGCAACAUGGCCUUCUUCGCUUGCCCUCAGUGUGGGCACCAGACUCGCAUCUUCUCACAUGGUGACAGCCACCAUCAUGAGCAUGGCGAGAACCACGGAGUCGUGGCCGAAUGUAAGCGCCUUGGGGUCGACUUCUUGGGCGAUGUCCCUCUCGAUGCUCGUGUAUGCGAAGACGCAGACAGGGGUAUGCCUACCGUUGUGGCCGAAGAGAGUGCUGAGCGUAGUGCUAGACGUGAAGCUUUCAUGGGUGUCGCUGAGCAGGUAGCUAAGAAGAUCGGUCUGGACUGGCGCUGA
This is a messenger RNA of Penicillium olsonii, 801 nucleotides long. Lineage: Eukaryota; Fungi; Ascomycota; Eurotiomycetes; Eurotiales; Aspergillaceae. The record is from the annotation of a GenBank genome assembly.